AUGGCGGACGAACAAUGCGCCAACCCUCAACUCCUUGGUUGGGUUAAAGAAUGGCUGGAUGUUGCGAGGGAACGCAACACGCAAGGCAUAACGACGUACCGUAACGCCUAUGAAUCUCUCAAAGCUUGUCCCUUGACCUUUGAGCACCCCGCCGAACUGCAACAGCUAAAAGGAUUCGGCCCCAAGCUUUGCCAACGUCUUACCGGCCAGCUUGAGAAGUAUUGUCGCGAAAAUAACGUUCCAAUGCCUCAACAUCCCCAGCUGAGGAAGGCUGCAGAGCGAGCGGGAAGAGAAGAGCCGGAAAAUGCUGACAAUGGCCCGGCGCCCAAGAAGCGCAAGGCUAGGCAACCCAAGGCCUACGCUCCAAGUUUUCGAUCCGGCGCGUAUGCCCUACUGGUUGGAUUAUCUAGCAUAACCGAAGGUAACUCGACGGGCAUCACCAAGGCCGACCUGAUCGAGCUGGCACAGCCGCAUUGCGAUUCUUCCUUCACAGCCCCCAGCGAUCCCACAAAAUUCUACACGGCUUGGAAUUCUAUGAAGACGCUGAUUCAAAAGGAGCUUGUUUACGAGAGAGGAAGACCGUUGCGGCGGUACGUAUUGACCGACGAGGGGUGGGAAGUCGCCAAGAGAAUUAAGCAAACCCCAGAAUGGGGUGCCGACAAGAACUCCAGUCUCCAAGCAGAUCCGCCUUGUCCGUACAAGCAACAGGUAACACCUGACCAGGCCAUUGACAGCCAAACCCGAGCCCAAUCUCCCGAGGUGGUACUUCUCGAUGACGAUAUUGCGGAACCAACCGUGCGCCAUCCGGCACCUGAUGGAGGAGUAACGGGCCACGACACUUUACCCAGUUUCGAACCCAUCAGAUUACCACCGGGGUCAUUUUGUGUUCGUCUCGUUCUCGAUGUACGUGAGGUUCGGGCGAAGACGGAUCGCGACUACAUGCAAGAAGAACUUGCGAAGCAGGGUGCCACACCCAUCAUGAGAAGUCUCGAAGUUGGCGAUGCUCAGUGGAUCGCCAAGUGUCACGAUGCCACGCUGUUGCAUAGACUUGGUGCUGAGGGCGAUGAAGUAGUCUUGGAUUGGAUAGUUGAACGCAAACGACUGGAUGAUCUGAUAGGAAGUAUCAAGGACGGACGUUUCCACGAACAGAAACAUCGACUCAAGCGCUCUGGUGUGAGAAGGGUGGUUUACUUGAUCGAGGAUAUCUCCAUGGAUGCCACAAUGUGGCAGAGACAUGAAGAGUCGGUUCACUCAGCCAUUGCGUCUACCCAAGUUGUCAAUGCGUACUUUGUGAAGAGAACAAGCAAGAUGGAUGAGACUGUCAAGUACCUGGCGCGGCUGACGGCAAAGCUCAAGAGCAGGUACGAGAAGCAAACACUGAAUGUCAUACCUUCCAAAAUCAUCACGGCAGGCAACUACCUACCGCUUCUGAAGCACCUGGCCGAGUCACAGCCCUCCGUGGGUUUCUUUGUCACCUAUCCGGUGUUUUCCUCGCUGGCGUCCAAAUCAGAAAUGAUGACGCUGCGCGAUGUGUUUCUCAAGAUGUUGAUGACGACACGAGGUGUCACUGGGGAACGAGCGCUAGAGAUACAGAAACGGUGGUCGACGCCGUACGAGUUCGUCAAGGCGUUUGAAGCUUGUGGCUCAGGAGAACAAGGCAGGAAGAGGAAGCGGGAUCUUGUGUCAACCCAACUAGCGCAUCUGGUCGGAAGAAAAAAGAUUGGCAAGGCACUAAGUCACAGGAUUGCCGAAAUCUGGGGCGACGCAUAA
Molecule: messenger RNA, 1770 nt
Organism: Ustilaginoidea virens
Lineage: Eukaryota; Fungi; Ascomycota; Sordariomycetes; Hypocreales; Clavicipitaceae
Exons: 1
Coding region: 1-1770 (589 amino acids)
Biological process (GO): mitotic intra-S DNA damage checkpoint signaling; DNA catabolic process; double-strand break repair via break-induced replication
Cellular component (GO): nucleus; Holliday junction resolvase complex
Molecular function (GO): crossover junction DNA endonuclease activity; DNA binding; 3'-flap endonuclease activity
Source: RefSeq, a predicted model, not a curated record